Molecule: messenger RNA, 1370 nt
Organism: Dicentrarchus labrax (European seabass)
Lineage: Eukaryota; Metazoa; Chordata; Actinopteri; Moronidae
Gene: sostdc1a
Product: sclerostin domain containing 1a
Exons: 2
Coding region: 74-733 (219 amino acids)
Biological process (GO): negative regulation of BMP signaling pathway; negative regulation of Wnt signaling pathway
Molecular function (GO): BMP binding
Source: RefSeq, a predicted model, not a curated record
UCUACUUCAAGUCGGACCUACAUCUCACCCCCCCCGAAAACCCCCACACCUCCCUCUUUUCUCCGAAGCAAGCAUGCACCUGAGCGCGUACGAGUCGUGCCAUUCCUUGGUCGUACUUUGCAUCCUCCUGAGGAGUUGCCAAGCCCUGAAGAACGACGCCACGGAGCUCCUGUUCUCGCAUGUGAGCGCGUCGGUGCCGGUGCCGGAGGUUCAGAGCAACGUGACCCUGAACCGAGCACGGAACGGCGGGAGAGGAGCGGCGGGCGGCGCGGCACACGACAGAGGCGAUCGAAGCCAAAUCGGAUGCAGAGAGCUGAGGUCCACAAAGUAUAUCUCUGAUGGCCACUGCACCAGCAUCAACCCCAUCAAGGAGCUGGUGUGCACUGGCGAGUGUCUCCCAGCUCAGAUGCUUCAAAACUGGAUCGGCGGCGCCUACGGCAGGAAGCUCUGGGGUCGCCGGAGCAGCAACCAGGACUGGCGGUGCGUCAACGACAAGACCCGCACCCAGCGCAUCCAGCUGCAGUGCCAGGACGGCAGCACGAGAACGUACAAAAUCACCGUGGUCACCUCCUGCAAGUGCAAGAGGUACUCGAGGCAGCACAACGAAUCGGGCAACAAGUUCGAGGAGCCGUCUCUGUCGCCGCCACAGCUCCUGCACAAGCACAAGUCCAAGAGCAAGAGGAGGCUGGGGAAGAACAGGCUGAGCGAGAACUGGCACGAGACUGAACCCUGAGAGCCCGGCAGGCACACGGACUCUGAAUCCACAUAAACCGACUGGAGAUUUGUCUCGGUGAUAAGUGAGACACGCCGUCCAGAGCUGUGGAUUAUCUCUCAAUGUGACUGGGACUUGAUUUUUAGGUGAAGCUGGUUCCUCACUGUGACGGAGAACUCCAUAAGGGCAUGCUUCGGACUUUUUCUUGACAUUUGAAUCCACGUGGUUGAAGACGGUGUGAACAGAAGUGGGGCGUACAGUCUGCAGAGCUUUCUGGAACCCCCCCCCCAGCAGCAAACCUACAUUGUCCCAGAUGCAGCCUGUGUUCCUAUAUUCAUUUAAUAUGCAGAUGGAGGUCUGCAGUCAACUGUUGAGGCACCAACACCAGAAAAUAACACCAAACAUCUCGAAAAAUCCCGUGUAAAUACUUGUACAUAUAUCAAAUUCUUACUUGCCUUUUUUUUUGACAUAUGGCCAUGUGUAUAAAAUUUUACUAUGUAAGAUUUAUGAUGUAUGAUGUAAUAUAUUUUCUGUGCAACAUAUAAUAUGAUACGUUUUGCUUAAGUGGCGUCAGCAUGUGGGCGAAAUCUGGAAAAAGCUUUGUCAUCAAUCAGCCCUGUAAUAACUUUAUAUGAAAUAAAUAUCACAUUUUAUCACA